UCCGACACUGUCCGUUUACGCAGAUAUUAUUUUCCAACUUUUCACCUUUCUCAAAGAAACAACCGCAGAUCAUAUUUUGAUAAACGAUGGCAACACUCGCCGGUCACUCGAAAUCUAAAAAACGCGUUUCCUACUUUUAUGAUGAGGACGUUGGAAACUUUACGUAUGGUCAAGGUCAUCCGAUGAAACCACACCGAAUGCGGAUGGUUCAUGAUUUAGUUGUGAACUAUAACUUAUUUAAAAAAAUGGAAGUUCUGAGUCCGAAACGCGCUACCCCGAGACAAAUGACGCGAUUUCAUACUGAUGAAUACAUUGAUUUUUUGUGUAGAGUCACACCUCAAAACGUCGAAGAAUUAUCUAUGCAACAAACUAGAUUCAACGUUGGUGAAGAUUGUCCAAUUUUUGAAGGGCUUUUCGAGUUUUGCACAAUUUCAGCUGGUGGUUCAAUUGAUGCCGCUAAUAAAUUAACCGGCGGAGAAUCGGAUAUCGCGAUUAAUUGGUCCGGAGGUCUUCAUCAUGCAAAGAGGUUCGAAGCAUCCGGUUUUUGUUACGUUAAUGACAUUGUGUUAGCCAUUUUAGAGCUAUUGAGAUAUCAUCAACGCGUUCUUUAUAUUGAUAUUGAUAUACAUCAUGGAGACGGUGUAGAAGAAGCAUUCUAUACAACAGACCGUGUAUUAACUUGUUCAUUUCAUAAAUUUGGGCAAUUUUUUCCGGGAACUGGGGAUGUAUCGGAUGUUGGUAUUGGCACUGGAAAACAUUAUGCAGUUAAUUUCCCACUGAAGGAUGGUAUGGACGAUUGGAAUUAUCAGAAUGUUUUUCGACCGGUCGUAGAACAUAUUAUGGGGUGGUACCGUCCAGGAGCUGUAGUUUUGCAAUGUGGUGCAGAUUCACUUGCGGGUGAUCGAUUGGGCUGCUUUAAUUUGUCGAUGAAGGGACACGCUGCAUGUGUUGAAUUUGUCAAAGGUUUUAAUCUCCCAAUGUUAGUUGUAGGUGGAGGUGGAUAUACUAUACGCAAUGUGGCUCGUGCAUGGACAUAUGAGACUGGUCUUCUAUUAGGAGAACAUUUAAGUGAAGAUCUUCCUUAUAACAAUUUUCUGGAGUAUUAUGGACCUGAAUAUAAAUUGGAUGUUCCAGCUAACAAUAUGGAAAAUAUGAAUACACCAGCGUAUUUAGCUGAUAUGAAGGCAAAGGUAUUUGAAAACUUAAGGAACAUUCCCUUUGCACCAAGUGUUCAAAUGCAACAGGUUCCUUAUGAUUAUGAAUCAGAAGAGGAAGAAGAUAACGAAAAUCCGGAUAUAAGAAUGUCACAACGACAACGUAAUACACUCGUUGUACCAGAAAAUGAACUUUCAGAUUCCGAAGAUGAAGGAAAUAGACGGAAUGAAAGGAACUAUAAUAGUAACGGAAGAGAAUCUUCAUCGCGUAAAUCGCGUGCUAGUCAUAAAAAUUCAUCGAAUGAACAUGAAGGACGUAGUACAUCAUCUCGCACGCAUAAAUCAAGUAGCGGAGUUCGAGAAAAAGAUGGACGUAAAAUGUUAAAAACACGUUUGAUCGACGAUGUAUUGAAUACUUCGAUUAGGAGAACUAGUCCUUCAGUAGAUCGUCCUUCAAUAAUGGUUACAUCAUCUCCAAGUACUAAUACAAGCACAUCUAAACAUACUAUUCCUUCGGGACCUGAAGUGGCAACAAAACAAGAACCUGAAAUACUAGAUUCAACCGUUUCUUUAACUCAACCUCAAGUCGAAGAUACAACAAAAACGAACGACAACACCAAUAAUGUUGAUAAUAAUGAAAACGAUGAUGAUGAAAAUAAUAAUAACGAUAUUAAAGACAAUAAAGAAGAGAUUAAAGACGAAAAUAACGACAAGAGUAACGAACCAGUUGCAAUGGAAAUAGAUACUAAUGAAUCACUUCCGGAAAUUAAGCGAGAACCUGAAGAUGUUGUAAUGCAGCAGUAAUUAUUAAAAAAGAAAUCGAAUUUUAAGUGUUUUCCGUAUUAUUUAUAUCUCCUCGUCAAUUAUCAUUUCACUACACUAACAUAUUUAUACUGAUUGAGUAUAUAUGGCAUUUAUUUUUAAAUAAUUACAUACGCAUUGUUCGCGAGCCACUUAAGUGGCGCGUAGACUUGUAUUAAAAGUUUGUUUAUACACUGCUACUAGCAUAAUUUAACACACCUAUUGACCUCUUUUAGCAAUAGCCUAUAAAAAAAAUUAUUAUUGUUAGUUGAUAAUUUGUAAAAGUAUAUUUGUUAGAAAAAAAAAUCAUUUUUGCUCCU
Molecule: messenger RNA, 2275 nt
Organism: Rhizophagus irregularis DAOM 181602=DAOM 197198
Lineage: Eukaryota; Fungi; Glomeromycota; Glomeromycetes; Glomerales; Glomeraceae
Product: histone deacetylase (class I) Clr6
Biological process (GO): negative regulation of transcription by RNA polymerase II
Cellular component (GO): Rpd3L-Expanded complex; nucleus
Molecular function (GO): histone deacetylase activity
Source: RefSeq, a predicted model, not a curated record